GAAAGAGAUAUCAACGUAGCAAAGCGCAUAGUCGCAUCAACCCUUACUGUCUGUCGUUAAUUUUCAAAGUAAACAAGAACAUCAAUCAUCUACACAAUCGUUUUUGCCUCACACCCAACCCUUAUUACAAUACCUAGUACUCUUGGACUCAACUCUGAUAUCUAGUGGGUGAAAGUUUUGGUUACUACGAUAAUCAAUUCAUAACAUACUGAAUCAAAGCUCAAAACAAUGAAGUCGUUCGCUACUCUUGGUGCAGCAAUUGCCGCUCUCGCUGGUAUGAGUAGUGCUCAAGUUACAUAUAACUCGACUACCGGAACCUUCUCGUGCCCUAUUGUCAAUGGUGCAUACUGCGCAAGUUCAUCUCUCGGCGGGCCUAUCAUCAUUCGAUGCACAAAUGGAAUUGGUCAACCAGGAAACUGUGAUGAUAACCUUGCCGGAUACUUCCCUUACGGGGUGAACUAUUCACCAUGUUGGGAGACAAGUGAUAAGAGUGGUGACGCCGCUUGUUCUAAAAACUGCAUCGUCCAAGGUGGCUCAGGCAAUUUCAAUGGUACAUUCACCCUCCCCAACUGUACACCCAUUCCAAACCCCUCUGCCACCUCAUCUCUCAACGGUUCAACAACUACAACAUCAACUGGUACAUCGACAAUUGUCGAUGGUUCAACAACUGAACUCAUAACUUACACCACAACCUUCUGUUCUACCUCCACCCCGGUAGUUCUUCCAUCCGUCACUCCGCCCACUGUCUCAACUACCAUCGUAACUCUUCCAUUGAUCACAGCCCCUACUGUCUCUACAACUCCUGUUAUCAUCCCAUCAUCAGGUCUUACUACCGUUAUCUGCUCAUCCGGUACCGCUGUCGGAACUGGUGGCUCGGGAGGCGGUUCGGGCGGUGGAUCAGGUGGCGGAUCAGGUGGCGGUUCUGGCGGUGGUAGCUCUGGAGUCCACAACGGCACAACCGGUGGAUCAGGUGCUGGCGGAAGUGCGACUGCUAUACCCGUUGGACCAACUAAAACUGCUACUGGAACUGGCGCGCCUGAAUAUACGGGUGCUGCUAAUGUUCUCAGUGCAGGUAGUCUCGCAGCUGCAGGUGCUGUGCUUGCUUGGCUCCUUUAAAUGCUUUUAUGUUUGAGAGAAUCAAAUGAAAUGGGGAUGUGGAGGAGACUAGGAACGAAUACACGAUACACUCCUUAUUCUUGAUGAUGGUAUUUAUGAGGAUGAUGGAGGACUUUUUGGCGAUUUCUUACACAGUUUUGGAGGAUGGUUUUGGACGACAUACAUACACACCUACGACGAAUACGCAUGACAUGUUAUGACUUUACGAGUCGACGACUCUCCUUAAUGAUAAUUUCUAUGGAUGACGGAUUGAUGAGAUGGAUGUUGAAUUUUUGGCAGCAGGUUAUACGAGAAUGAGAAGUUUUAGCUAUUUCGGUGGGUAAUCUCUUAAUCCAAGGUGGAAUGAGACAGGGGUGGGAGGAGGAGUAGUAUGAAUGGAUAUUUGAGUGUAUGCCGUUGAAGGAAGCAAGAUAGAAAGUGGUUGGGGGUUAA
Molecule: messenger RNA, 1548 nt
Organism: Botrytis cinerea B05.10
Lineage: Eukaryota; Fungi; Ascomycota; Leotiomycetes; Helotiales; Sclerotiniaceae
Exons: 3
Coding region: 229-1116 (295 amino acids)
Source: RefSeq, a predicted model, not a curated record